GUGAAAAGGGCCAGGGGUUGGAGGUGCAGUUGAGCACUGGGGCACAGCCACCUGUGGCAGACUUUCAGCAUUCAUCGCCCGCUUACCAACCCCGCAAUUUGUGGCUGACAGCCUCCAUCCGCAGAUACCCCAACCAGUGAUAACCUCAUCUCCCACAGUCGACAUCCAACAGUGGUGGGCUGCGAGGAGACCCUUAAGCUGUGUCCGCCUUGCCACCAACCUCAGUCUGGGAAUGCCGCUAUUAUCCGGCUCAAUAUGACCGAGAUAGUAAUGAGUCAAACCCCGCCAAUGCUCCAUGGACCCUCAGAGAAGGAGCGAAAGUACGAUCGUCAGCUCAGAUUGUGGGCGGCGAGCGGACAAGCGGCUCUUGAGUCUGCAAACCUCCUACUUCUGAACUCGGGGGCCGGCACAGUCGGCAUAGAGUCCCUCAAGAACCUCGUACUGCCAGGCAUUGGCCAGUUCACUAUAGUUGACAACUCCGUGGUCAAUGAGGCUGACCUAGGUGUCAACUUCUUUCUGGAUGACAGCUGUCUCGGCAAGUCAAGGGCACAAUGCUGUGCCGAGCUCCUCCUCGAACUCAAUCCAGAGGUUCAAGGCGACUGGUUUCCCAAAAAGGAGGGCGAUGUGGCGCUUGAGGCAUUCCUGGCAACCUCUCCCAUAUUCACACUGAUCAUGUACUCGCACCCCAUACGACAGGAAGAUCUCGCCGUCAUCGAGGCAUACGGGAAGCAACACAAAACACCAUUGGUGGCAAUCCACUCGGCAGGUUUCUAUUCAUAUUUCCGCAUCAGCCUGCCUGGUGCAUUCCCCAUCGUUGACACCCACCCGGAUGAGACUGCAACCACUGAUCUGAGGCUCUUGAACCCCUGGCCAGAGCUAACAGAUUUUGCGAGAGAAUUGACAGAGGACAUUGAUUCUCUUGACAACCAUCUUCAUGGCCACUUGCCCUUCAUCGCGAUAUUGCUGCACUACCUUGGUCUGUGGAAAGAGAGCCAUGAUGGCCAAUAUCCCUCCAGUUAUGCUGAGAAGACCGCUUUCCGCCGGCUGGUCCAGGAGGGAGCAAGAAGGGAUAAUCCCGAGGGUGGCGAAGAGAACUUUGACGAAGCAGUCGCGGCGGUCCUCAAGACCAUUGUACCCUGUUCCUUGCCUCCGAGUCUCAAGGAAGUAUUCGACCAUCCUCAUAUGAGCCCAGAGGAGCAAAAGUCGGGGUUCUGGGUCAUCGCAGAUGCUGUCAAGCAGUUCUUCGAGCAGCACAAGUGCCUACCGCUUCCUGGGAGCGUGCCAGAUAUGAAGGCUCAAUCGAGCGUCUACAUCAAGCUACAGAGCAUCUACAAGGCGAAGGCACGCCAAGACUUUGACGAGGUACUAAAGAUAGUCCAGGCCGCCCCGGGCGGCCGAGAUGUCGACGCAGCAGAAGUGGAACUCUUUUGCAAGAAUGCAGCCUUCGUCAAGCUCAUCAACGCCACUGGAGGGCCCAGAAAUACGACCGUGAGCGCUGAUCAGCUGGCCAAAGUCGCUACUGAGCAACUAGCGAACGACGAGAAUGCGGCCCUGCUGGCGAUGCCCCUGUCUCUGAUGCCCAUAUAUCUCGCACUGCAGGCAACGUCGCACGUGGCGAUGGCGAGUGCGGAGGAGAUACUUGCCAGUAUCGAGAAGAUACUCCCUGGAGCGGGUCAGGACAACCGCGUGGUCCAGGCCGCCCGGGAGGUGGCACGAGCCGGGGGUGGCGAACUGCACAACAUCUCCGCCCUGACUGGUGGGAUGGUGGCCCAGGAAAUGAUCAAGAUCAUCACCAAGCAAUAUAUCCCCAUCGACAACACGUGCAUCUUCGACGGCAUCGGCAGCCGGUGCCAGGUCCUUCAUUUAUGAAAGGCGCGAGCCUCAUUCGCUACUGUCAAAGCUACCCUGCUGCCCCCCUUGCCCCCUUGCCCCCCUUUCUUCCGAUGGACCACGUCUUGGCACUGGCUUUGUGGACGGGGGGCGGCUUUGAGGGGUUUUCGGGAAGCUGCAGAAGGCGAGAGGAACGGGGUGAUGGAGUGAUGGGAUAUGAGGGCCGCCCUGACGAAAACUGCCCAUUUUUGCUAAACCAGACCUACAGGUAGAACCGGAGCGCAGGGAACAAAGGGUAAUAACAGGAGAGUAGACAGGAUGCCUGGCCAACCGUUGCCAUCCGGCUAGAAGAGGAUUUUCGGCACUGGCGUCGCACUGUUAAUCAGGAACUGGUCUAGAGUCGUAACGUAGGUCUGUUAAAAAAAAAGUUGGAGAAGAGGACCAAGGAGAGGGGGGG
This is a messenger RNA of Phialemonium atrogriseum, 2287 nucleotides long. RefSeq lists its product as uncharacterized. Gene Ontology annotation, biological process: protein neddylation. The transcript has 5 exons. Lineage: Eukaryota; Fungi; Ascomycota; Sordariomycetes; Cephalothecales; Cephalothecaceae. Gene Ontology annotation, molecular function: NEDD8 activating enzyme activity. Gene Ontology annotation, cellular component: cytoplasm. The record is from RefSeq and is a predicted model, not a curated record. The coding region runs from base 256 to 1869 and encodes 537 amino acids.